Molecule: messenger RNA, 6701 nt
Organism: Macaca mulatta (Rhesus monkey)
Lineage: Eukaryota; Metazoa; Chordata; Mammalia; Primates; Cercopithecidae
Source: RefSeq, a predicted model, not a curated record
GUGAGCUGGCCAUCCGGUCACGCAGCGGGGAACCGCGGUAACGGGAUGGAGGGUGAAAGUGGGGUCCGGGCGGCCACACCCUGCCCUUCCGGGGAGGAGAGAGGGGGCGGCGGGGGCAGGGGCGCUUCGGGAAGAGGGGCCUGGACUGGCCGGGUUAGUGUGUCAGGAGCUCUGAGGAAAGAGUCCGGGACGGGAGUCGUGGCGGAAGGGCUGGCGGAGUGGCGGGGUUGGGGGAGCCGAGGGGCCGGAGGGCCGGGGGCGGCUCACCCGGCGGCCCGCGGUCUGAGGAUACAGGGGCCGGCCAUCUAGCCUGGGGAGGUUCUGGACCCCCCGAGCGGGCGGCGGGGAGGUGCUUUGCCUCUGUCGGCGUUCACUGGGUCAGAGCCAGUUCAGCGCCAGUUUAGCUCCCUGGCAGGGAAGGGGUCGCUGGGCGGGCCGGCCCCUCCUCUCGUUCCCUCCAGGGGAUGUUAUGUAAGGGGGGAGGGGAGAGGAGUAGGGGGCGGCGGUGCCGGGGCCUUAUGCAACCCAAAGGUUAGGGUUUCACCGCGGUUGGGCGGGGGAAAGAGGGCAAGAGGAGGGCCUGGAAACUCUAACCCCCCCUCCCCAGACUAACUGGCCGUCUUGGGCCGAGAGAAGGUCACCUCUGCACCUCCCCCCAGCCUGUCCGGUUGUGAGGCCCCUAGCCCAGGCCUGGCCCUGACUGCCUGGGAAGCCGGCUGGCUGGGUGGGGCGCCUGGGUUAGUCAUCACUGGGCUCCCUCUCUCCCCACCUCCCGGCCAAUUCUUGGCCCCUCCCCAUGGCCUCCGGCGAGGCUGUCGCCCCCACCUCCCUCCGGCCCUGGUUCCAGCCUCCAACUCCUUUGGCCUGUCAUCCUGGCUGUCAGACUGGGCUAGGAGCUGUCAGAGUGCCAGAGAGUUGAUGGAGCAGCUGGUCAGAGGGUCAGUGCCCUGGGCCCACCCCGCCCUGCAGCCAAGGGCACCUGCUUGGCAUAGACUCUCAGCAGCUGCUGACUCCUCUGAGUUGAACAGAGCUAUCUCAGACAGAGGAAGGUCGGACGGAGUUGGACUGGUCACCCAGGGGAAGGAAGAUACACAAAGUUCAUGCCUCCCAAGAGGGUUUCGGAAUUUGAACCGCACCCCGUAUCCGCCAAUCUUUCUUACCCUCUGAGUAUAGAAAUUCCAAGGCAAGACCGCCUUGGCCCCUCAGCCUGGCGUGGGCCAUGCCCUUGGACUGAGUGUCAGCAGAGACCCGCCCUCCCCAGCUCACAUCCCCCGAGCCUGCCACGCCCCCAGCCCCCUCCCUGGGCCAUGCUGCAGGGCCCGGCUUUUCCUGCUGAUUCAUGCGUUGGAACUGUGGGGGCGGGGCUUGGAACUUGGAACAAAGUUCAGACAUGGAGGGGCCGGCAGACAGCCUGGAAUUCAUACCAGAUGUACCCGGAAUGCGCAAGCGGAAUGCCUGGCAUCCGAGAGUCCUGGGGAAGCUGCCCAGCCACCCUGCUCAUACCUCCCUCCCCUCCAGCCUGUGGUCCCCUGCCCGCCCCUCACAGCCCCAGCCACCCUGCCCACACCUCCCUCCUCUCCAGCCUGUGGUCCCCUGUCCGCCCCUCACAGCCCCGGGGCCUCUGCUGACCUUCUUUCAAACGCUAGGCCUCCUCCCUUCCUCACUCUUCCCCAAUCCAGGCCCCCAGAACUCUCCUUCCAGCUGAACUCCCUGGGAACAAGUCAUUUGGGCUGAUGACUGAACUCAUAUUUCUGGACCUGAGGAGCCUGUUCCUCUCACACCCUCACCUGGCUGAGCCGCAGUAGUUCUUCAGUGGCAAGCUUUAUGUCCUGACCCAGCUAAAGCUGCCAGUUGAAGAACUGUUGCCCUCUGCCCCUGGCUUCGAGGAGGAGGAGGAGCUGCUUUCCCCAUCAUCUGGAAGGUGACAGAAGUGGGCUGGGAAGGUCCGAACAGCAGGGUUGAUGAUACGUUUUGGGAAAGCUGGAGAGCCUUUGCCCAGAUUGGCCCAGCAAGGAGCGGUUUUAGAUUAGAGACACUGGCUGAAUUGAGGAGUAGAAGGCUCAAACAAGCCCAGGUUAGUUGGUCUUUGUGUGACAGUGGGAAGAAGUGGAGAGAACACUCUGUCUCCCCAACUUCCUUCUUGACCCUCCUUCCGUGUCUCUCAUUCUUCCCCACUGGCCUUUCCAGAUGAGGUCCGAAAGUAAGUUCACUCUUCCAGGAAAAGUGACACUGAACCCGGUGUGAGGAUCAUCCCUCUGCUCUUAUUUUUCCCUGCAUUUCCUUAGGCUGGCCCAGACUCUCGAUUCCUGGCCGCUUACCUGUGUCUGAGACCCUUAGGCCUCCUGUCUCAGUUUCUCCACCUGUGAGAUGGGCAGCCAGACAGAUGAGUGUACGUGAGGGAGUCAGAAGCCCACCUGGGCUCUCGCGCCGCUGUGGGUGGGAACACACACUUUUCACAUAAGCUGUUGUCCCUCCCCCAUCCCUGACACCAUCACCCAGGAGCUGGGCGGGGUAAUGGGAAGCUGGAGGAGGGGGUUAGAGUUAGACCAAUGCAAGGAGCUAGGAGGAGCUCGCCUCUCCACGAUGUCCCCCCAUGCAAGGGUGGCCCAAGGCUUCCCCUGAUAUCCAAAGCAGGACAGCAGCCCCUUGGUGGGAUUCUAACUGCCGCUGCCCUGUUUCUUUCCUCACUUUGCUUUCCAAGGUGGUGUGUGAUCCCCAGCUCAGGCCUGUGCAGACAGGAAAUUCUCCCCUGCAGCAAGCAGGGGAGGUGGGUUGUGGGAUGUGACCUCCUUCUGGAUAUCAGGCAGUGUAAACCUGCCCCCUCCAGCCCUGAUCCAUUCUCACCCAGCGGCUACAGGAAGCUGUCUGUUCGAUUUGGUGGGAGGAGAUGUGCAGGGAGCUGUAUCUUAUCCUCCGCUUGUGAAAAACUCAAGGAUGUGGAGAAGAGUAGACUGUGGAACCCUGCCCUUCUGCAGCCAAGCUGAGUGGGACAGUGGUAGAGAGGAGGGGAUAGACGCAUAGGCUGCAACAAAGGUCACUCUGUUCCUGGACACUGCCUCCGUCCUUUCUUCUUGCUUCACUGGCCACAGCGUCUCCCUCCAGCCCUCGCAUGUGCCUCUGCCAUCUUCACCCAUCAUGGAGCAGAGGUGAGGAAAGGGAGCCUGGAAAUGCGGACACCAGUGAAGGACCAGGCCUGGAGAGCACAGGGUCCUACCUGGGCAUCCAACAGAGGAGCCCAUAAAGGCCAGGAGCACCCCAAAAGGAGGGAGGACAGCCAGCCUCCAUCGACGGCAAGCCUCCAGCCCUCUCCUCCUUUGAUCGCCAUUUCUCUCCAGGCUUUCUGCCUCCAAGAUGUGGCACCAUAGUGCAGUGCCCUGUGGCUUCACCGCCCUACUUCCACCUCCGCCCAGCCUGUAAUGUUUAUGUAAGCAGCCUCAAGGACCAAGAGCCAUCUGCGAAAGGACAUACACAGGAAAUUCAUAAAAGAAAUCGGAAUGGAUAAAACCAUGAAAAAAAUGUAUGCUUCAUUAGUAAUUAAAGAAAGGCAAAUAGAGCUGAAAGCAUUUUUCCCUUAGCAAACCAUAACAGAAAAAAAUAAGACCCAAUAUUGGCAAAGAGACUAUUGAAAUGACAUUGCCAUAUAUUGCGCGUGGGAGUAUACAUCGUAUACAUCGGUGCAGGCUUCCUGGAUGGCGGUUGGGUAAUAUGUGUCAUGUAGCCUAAAAGCUCCACGUCCUUUGACCUAUGAAUUCUAUCUUUGGGAAUUUAUCCUAAGAAAAUAAUUAAGGAUUUAGUUAGUGAUAAGAUGUUCAUCCUAGGUUUGCAAUGGAGAAAAAUGGGAAGCAAUGGUUUGGUUGGGAAUUCAUUCCUUUUCUGCUGUAAUGAAAGUUUGCAGUAGGGGAUUUUGCUUAGGGAAAUUAUUGUAUCUCCAUCCAGAUGGUGGGGUACUGCACAGACAUUAAAAGUCAUGUAAAAGAACAUCUGACUGAAAGAAAAAUACUCCUUGAAUAUUAAAAGGUUGUAAAAAUAGUGCAUGUUAUGUGAUCUCAAUUUUGUCUUUUAAAGUAUGGGUGUAUACUUGUAUACGUAGAGCAGAUAAAAAAGACGAAAGGCAUGCUAAAAAAUGUUCAGUGGUUAUCUUUGGAUGGUGGAACAAAGUCACUGAAAUUUUCAUCUUUAGUUUUUCUGUAAUUGCCAAAUUUUCUACAUUAAUUGUGUAUUGCUUUCCUAUAAUAAAUAUAAUUUAAGAGAUUGGUGUUAUUAUUUAAACCUUUGGAGAAGUGGGGGUAGAAGAAUGAAGGGAAGACCUCAGCUUUUUGGUGAGAAGGUUUGGUUGGGAUGCCUCUUCGUCUAUGAACUUAAUUCUUUGAAGUAGCUGGAAUCCUUCCUCUCAGGCUGCAGGAAACAGCUCUGAAUUGCUGGCUGACUGCUAGCUGAAGAGGUGUGGAGUGGAGUAAGGUGGAAGGAAAGCAGUACAAACCUGGGGCUCUUCAGGUGGUGAGGGGCUGGGGGAGACUUUUCCUCUUAAGGCUGGAGGGUUCUAGAAUCUUAACAGCCCUGCUACUGAGAGCAGGACAGAUCUGUUUUUCUCUUCUGACUCUGUCCCAGCCUUGAAGGGACCCUGUGUUACCUUUCCUUGUCCUUGGAUUGUUAGAUACCCUACCUACCCAACAGGUACCAGGCCUUUGGGGAAGGGGGGUGCUUUUCAAGACCGGCGGCCAGCGAUUCCCUUUUGCCUCGUCUUCCUAAUGAGGCUCCUCUGUAGGGCCAAAAACAAUGCUAGGGGUCAGGGCGGGGCCCAGUGCGUCGCUUCUCCAACAUGGGGGCUCCUGGGGGUUGUGGAAGCGGGGAGCAGAACUGCUGGAAUUACAGGUUUUCUGGGAUAUGUUAAAGGCCUGGAAACCUCAGGAGGCAGAAGGGGUGGCUCCAAGAAAGUGGGGCGCCCCCUCCCCACCACGGAUGCUGGGAGGGAAGUGGGGGCGGCGGCGAGACUCGGGCAGGCACGUGUGGGCUGUGCUGGCCUCUGCCUUCCAGGGUGUGGCGGUGACGCUCAGUAGGUGAAAGGCUCUGGAGCUGGAAGAGGAGGUCGAGGUUCGCGGGCGGGGCCCGGGAGUGUCAGGUGAGGUUAGACUGGAGACCCAGGUCUGCAACUCCAGCGUUUCAGGAUGCCUGGAGCUGGGGAGGAACCCUAUUGGUGAACAUCCUGGAGGCCCCCCGAGCUCCAGGGUCCGGAGCUCCCCUGGCUGGGGCGGGACGCGAUCGGUGGCCAAGGCUCCGGGGGUGGUGGCCCCGCGGCUGCUCCAAUCACCGCGCAGCCGAGGGAUGGGGCGUGGACGAGCAGGGAAAAGUUCCUGCGGAUUUCGAAGGCGGGGCGGGGAGGGGAGCCGGGGGCCCAGCCCUGCAGGAAAGCGGGUUCCAGUCCUGGCCGAGAGUGCGGGCACCAAGCGGACAGACUUGGACCCCCCGCCCCCCCAACCGCUGCCCGGUCAUGGCGCCCCCGGGGCUCCUGGUGGCCGGCGCCUCCUUCCUUGCGUUCCGAGGGCUGCACUGGGGGCUGCGGCGGCUGCCCACGCCGGAAUUGGCCGCUCGGGACCGCUGGCAGUGGCGGAACCUCUGCGUCUCCCUGGCGCACAGCCUGCUCUCGGGGGCCGGGGCACUGCUCGGCCUGUCACUGCACCCUCAGAUGGCCACCGACCCCAUCCAUGGCCACCCGAGCUGGGCCCUGGUGCUGGUGGCCGUGUCUGUGGGUUACUUCCUGGCAGACGGAGCUGACCUGCUGUGGAACCAGACCUUGGGCAAGACUUGGGAUCUUCUCUGUCAUCAUUUGGUGGUGGUGAGCUGCCUCAGCACCGCUGUUCUGUCUGGCCACUACGUGGGCUUCUCCAUGGUGUCUCUGCUCCUGGAGUUGAACUCUGCCUGCUUGCACCUGCGGAAGCUGCUGUUGCUCUCUCGCCAGGCCCCAUCCCUGGCCUUCAGCGUGACCAGCUGGGCCUCCUUGGCCACCCUGGCCCUCUUCCGCCUGGUCCCGCUGGGGUGGAUGAGUCUGUGGCUAUUCCGGCAGCGCCACCAGGUUCCUCUUGCUCUGGUCACCCUGGGUGGAAUUGGGCUGGUCACUGUGGGCGUCAUGAGCAUCAUAUUGGGGAUCCGCAUUCUGGUCAAUGAUGUCCUGCGGUCUCGACCCCAUCCACCCAGCCCCGGGCACGAGAAAACCAGGGGGACCAGGACACAUCGUGACGAUGGACCUGUCACCAGGGACAAUUCCACUCUCAGCCUGAAAGACUAGAGAAAAGCCAUGGGCCCCUCGCUGGGGGAGGUGGGGCCAGGACAAGGAGAUGAGGGUCUUCCAUGCACAGUCCCCCAUCGGGGUGAGGGCCAGACUGGCUCAUCAGCAUCUCGGUUUCUCUUGCAGCUAACUCACAUCCCUUCCCCUUGCUAGGAUCUAAGAAGAAUAGCUGAUGUUGGAUAGGUGGGAACCUGGGUUUCUGUUUACUGAAAUCCGUCAUCAGAUGAGUGCCCUUUCCAGCAAAUAAACUCAAGAAGUACAGCCAGAUCUUCAGUAAAGGGUGGCAGGAGGCAAGCAGCUGGAAGAAACUGCCAGUGGAGACAGAAGCUCUUUGCUUUAACCCAGGGACAUGUCGGGGAAGGUGAAGUCCCACUAGGAUCAGAGAGAUCUGGUAUGGGGCGAAUAGGGACAGAGAAAA